This is a messenger RNA of Stegastes partitus (bicolor damselfish), 1635 nucleotides long. RefSeq names its product FERM domain containing 3 (gene frmd3). Gene Ontology annotation, cellular component: cytoskeleton. Bases 1 to 1635 code for a protein of 544 amino acids. The record is from RefSeq and is a predicted model, not a curated record. Lineage: Eukaryota; Metazoa; Chordata; Actinopteri; Pomacentridae. The transcript is spliced from 14 exons. Gene Ontology annotation, biological process: actomyosin structure organization.
AUGAAGUCUCAGCAGCCGUACACGAUGUGCUUCCGGGUCAAGUUUUAUCCCCACGAGCCAAUGAAAAUCAAGGAGGAGCUCACCAGGUAUCUCCUGUACCUCCAGUUGAAAAGAGACAUCUACCACGGCCGUCUCCUCUGUCCUUUCGCUGAAGCUGCAUAUCUGGGAGCCUGCAUCAUCCAGGCUGAGCUCGGGGACUACGACCCAGAAGAGCACCCGUCAGACUACAUCAGGGACUUCAAACUAUUCCCUAAACAAUCCCUCAAACUGGAGAGGAAGAUUAUGGAAAUUCACAAGAAUGAGCUCAGGGGCCAGUGUGCUGCAUUAGCAGAGCUGAACAUGCUCCAAAGGGCUCACAGUCUUGAAACGUAUGGAGUCGAUCCUCACCCAUGCAAGGACUUCACAGGCUCCACUGCUUUUCUUGGGUUCACAGCCACAGGGUUUGUGGUCUUCCAGGGAAACAAGAGGAUCCACCUCCUCAAAUGGGCUGAUGUCAGCAAACUGAAGUUUGAAGGGAAAACCUUUUACGUCAUCGGGAUUCAGAAAGAGUCAUCACUGAAGAAACUGGUGUUGACAUUUCACACCUCAACCCCUGCAGCGUGUAAGCACUUAUGGAAGUGCGGGGUGGAGAACCAGGCCUUUUACAAAUGUGCGAAGUCGAGUCAGAUAAAGACGGUUUCCAGCAGCAACAUCUUCUUCAAAGGCAGCAGGUUCAGAUACAGUGGAAAAGUAGCCAAGGAGGUGAUAGAAGCCAGCUCCAAAAUUCAGAGAGAGCCACCAGAAGUGCGCAGAGCCCAGUUUGGUCAGAGUCGAAGUUUUAACUCUCUGAGCCACAAAAAUCUCAUCAUGAACAUGGAGCCUCUGGUACCUGCACUGCCCUCCACCAAUGAGUACGAGGAGACGGCGGCGGACAGCGGUGUUGUUGCUGUGAAGGACUCGGUCCCCUUGUCUCCUCUCAAACCUUCAGCUGCACCUGCAGACACAGAACAACAAAGUCCUGAUGGAGGAAACUCUGCUCUGGGCAUCGACCUGCAGCCUCCCCGUGUUUCCAUGGAAACCUCAAAUCUCCGACCUCAAACGCCCAAACCUGAAGACAAACUGGAGGAAGACGACGAGGGCAGCGGCGCGCUCACUAUUUCUGAGCUCACCUACAGCCCCUGUGCCAGCAUGCUUCCCACCCCGGUAGAUGACGGUCAGGGAGGGGUGGACUUGCUCUUCUCCUCUCCGGUUCAGAGCCCCGCCAGGCUGCUAAGAGAGCUCCACGCUGACCCCGACAUCCAGGCCCAGCUGGAGGCUGAGAGGGAGCGAGACCGGGCCUACGAACGCGCCCGCCUGGCUGCCAGAAGUCGAAUGAGCGGAGUCCUGACCAGCAGCCUGCGCCUGCUGUCAUCCAACGAGAGAGUCAACGCCUGUGUGCUGAGCAUGGCCCGCUUCAUCGCCGUGGUGAUGGGCGUCCUGCUGGUCACCGUGCCCAUGCUGCUGCUGCUGCUGGAGUCGGACAUCGACGUGUCAUUCCUCCACGAGAUCCGCCAGACGCCGGAGUUUGAGCAGUUUCACUACGAGUAUUACUGCCCGCUGCGGCGCUGGAUCCUGUGUAAGAUCAGCAUGGCCAUGGAGAACCUCUGGUCUGACUGA